Molecule: messenger RNA, 7465 nt
Organism: Saccoglossus kowalevskii
Lineage: Eukaryota; Metazoa; Hemichordata; Enteropneusta; Harrimaniidae
Source: RefSeq, a predicted model, not a curated record
UCGACUUUUUCCAGAGUCACUCAUUCGUAAGGCAUUGAUAAGAAUGAAGAUUCUUUUGAUAUCCAUGCUGGCCCUGCUCCUGGUUGUUGCGAUGUGCAACGCAGGGAAACGUGGAAAUAGUUCAGGCCAUAAACAUAAAGACAGCAAAAAUAAGCCGGGAAGUAAUUCAGUCAGUACCAGUAAAGAAAAUAGAGGCAGUGGCAGCAAUAAAAAUAAAGACAGCGGCAGUGACAGCGAUAAAAAUAAAGACAGCGGCAGUGACAGCGAUAAAAAUAAAGACAGCGGCAGUAGUAGCAGCAGCAGCAGCAGUGGAAGUAGUAGCCGAAGCGACAGCGAUUCCGGUGAACAAGAAGAAAUUAUAACGGGACCUCUCUGUGACUGCAUGGAUUUCAAGUUCUUUUCUAACAAAAAAUCCUGGUUCGAUGCAAAAGCGUCUUGUGAAGAUAAUUUGGGAAGACUGGCGAUUGUCACAAAUGAAGAGCUACAAGCAAUGAUCGAGAAUCAACUUCAAAGUAAUACACUGGAAUCUGGUUUAUGGGUUGGGUUGAGUGACGUAGAUAUUGAGAGCGAGUUUAUUUGGGAUGAUGGUACGAAGAUCUGUUAUUCUAAUUGGGCUGAUUGGGCGCCCGCUACCGACGGAAACGACACUGACUGCGUGAUGAUCAGAGGGGAUAACUAUCAAUGGCAGGACGCUGACUGUUAUGAACCACGUGGUUACAUAUGCGAAUUCCCAGCGUUAGACAUAAUUACCAGGCCAAUCAUAAAACAAUCAGUGCCUUCCCCAGUGGAAAGGAUUUUAAAUUCUAGAGCAGUAUCAAAUAGUAUUAAUAUUGCAAAUGAGGCAACCAAUCAAGAGACAGUUACAAUUUUACCUACAAGGUCAUUGCAGUCUACUAUUGAUUUUAUCGCAAGUGAUUUGCCAACUGCAGUGGAGCUUACUCCAUCAUCACUCUUUUCAACAAGUAUGGAAUUAGAAUCUGUGUCAUCCACUGUUACAGCUGUAUUAUCAACUCAGCCAACCCCAGAAUUGAGUUCAUCAAUAUUAGAAGCAUUAUUGUCAGCCUCAGCUACCAAGAUUCAUCCCACCUUCACACAAAGUGUAAUACAAUUGUCAAGCUCAGAAGGCCUUCAAUUAAGUCCUUCCUUGAGUCAAAUGGAAUCAUCAACUGGAGUUGAAAGUAUUAUUGAACCAUCUACAACAUUUUUGCUCUCUCCAUCUGCAGUUAGUUUGCCUUCAUCAAUGGAGAGCAUUCCCACCUCUGUAGUUAGUAUGUCAGAUAUUGUUCAAGCAAGUAGCACAGUGAAAGAAUUAACAAGUUUAGGUACAGUCGUUUCAACAGAAAGCAUAAGCUCACCAGCUUCAUAUUCCUUUUUUGAACCUACUGCAUCAGGUAUUUCCAGUCUUGUAGUUGAGCCAAGCUUGUUGUUAUCAGACAGUAUAUCUUUGUCAAACAUACUCUCGCCAACUUAUAGCAGUCAGGAUGUCUGGACUGCCAGUGACAGUUAUGUAGCGAGUGAUUCAAUGGUAUCUACUGUUCUGGUCUCCAGUUUUGAUUUAUAUCCCAGCGUACUAACUGAACUCGCAUCUAUGUCAGUCAUCAGCCAAACUCCAGAUUUAUCAACAACUUUCACAAUGUUUAGUGAAUCCAUCAUCCUCCCAACAAUGUCCCUGGAGGUUUCAGAAAGUAACAUAAUAACAACUGUACCUUCAUCAAUUAUAAAACCAACCACUUGGAUGACAAACAGUUUUAUUGCACCUAGUGAAUCUUUCACAACAGAAUCAGAGCUAAGCAGCAUGAUACCAACUAUAUCAGCAAUGGAUUCAGAGAGUGAAAUAUUCACCAUACAACCCUCAUCAAUUAUACCAAGUGAAUUCAUGACAACAGAAUUUGUGCUGUCCACUGUAUCUAUGUCACCAGAGGUUUCAGAGAGUGAAUUCUUUACCAUAAUUCCUACAUCAAUUAUACCAUCCUUCAGUGAGAUCAUGGAUGCUUCUUCUGUAAUUAUUCCUACUGAACGUUUCAGUUCAGUUUUAGUACCAAGUGAAUCCUUGACAACAGAAUCUGUGCUUUACACUCAAUCUAUGUCACCAGAGGUUUCAGAGAGUGAAUUGUUCACCAUAAUUCCUACAUCAACUGUACCAUCCUCCAGUGAGACUAUAGACACUUCUUCUGUAAUAAUUCCUACUGAAAGUUUCAGUUCAGUUUUAGUUCCAAGUGAAUCCUUUACAACGGAAUCUGUGCUUUCCACUCCAUCGAUGUCACCAGCGUUUUCAGAGAGUGAAUUGUUCACUGUAAUUGUACCAUCCUCCAGUGAGACUAUAGACACUUCUUCUGUAAUCAUUUCAACAGCGAGUUUCAGUUCAGUUUUAGUACCAAGUGAAUCCUUGAUGACAGAAUCUGUGCUUUACACUCAAUCUAUGUCACCAGAGGUUUCAGAGAGUGAAUUGUUCACCAUAAUUCCUACAUCAACUGUACCAUCCUCCAGUGAGAUUAUAGACACUUCUUCUGUAAUCAUUUCUACUGAAAGUUUCAGUUCAGUUUUAGUACCACGCGAGUCCUUGAUGACAGAAUCUGUGCUUUACUCUCAAUCUAUGUCACCAGAGGUUACAGAGAGUGAAUUGUUCACCAUAAUUCCUACAUCUAUUGUACCAUCCUCCAGUGAGACCAUAGAUGUUUCUUCUGUAAUCAUUCCUACUGAAAGUUUCAGUUCAGUUUUAGUACCAAGUGAGUCCUUGAUGACAGAAUCUGUGCUUUCCACUCCAUCUAUGUCACCAAGUGUUUCAGAGAGUGAAUUGUUCACCAUAAUUCCUACAUCAAUUGUACCAUCCUCCAGUGAGACCAUAGACGCUUCUUCUGUAACUAUUCCUACUGCGAGUUUCAGUUCAAUUUUAGUACCAAGUGAAUCCUUUACAACAGAAUCUGUGCUUUCCACUCCAUCGAUGUCACCAGCGUUUUCAGAGAGUGAAUUGUUCACCAUAAUUGUACCAUCCUCCAGUGAGACUAUAGACACUUCUUCUGUAAUCAUUUCAACAGCGAGUUUCAGUUCAGUUUUAGUACCAAGUGAAUCCUUGAUGACAGAAUCUGUGCUUUACACUCAAUCUAUGUCACCAGAGUUUUCAGAGAGUGAAUUGUUCACCAUAAUUCCUACAUCAAUUGUACCAUCCUCCAGUAAGACCAUGGACACUUCUUCUGUAAUCAUUCCUACUGCGAGUUUCAGUUCAGUUUUAGUACCAAGUGAAUCCUUUACAACAGAAUCUGUGUUUUCUACUCCAUCUAUGUCACCAGCGGUUUCAGAGAGUGAAUUGUUCACCAUAAUUCCUACAUCAAUUGUACCAUUCUCCAGUGAGACCAUAGGUGCUUCUUCUGUAAUCAUUCCUACUGCGAGUUUCAGUUCAGUUUUAAUACCAAGUGAAUCCUUGACAACAGAAUCUGUGCUUUACACUCCAUCUAUGUCACCAGAGGUUUCAGAGAGUGAAUUGUUCACCAUAAUUCCUACAUCAAUUGUACCAUCCUCCAGUGAGACCAUCAUUGCUACUGCGAGUUUUAGUUCAGUUUCAAUACCAAGUGAAUCCUUGACAACAGAAUCUGUGCUGUACACUCCAUCUAUGUCACCAGAGGUUUCAGCGAGUGAAUUCCUCACCAUAAUUCCUACAUCAACUGUACCAUCCUCCAGUGAGACCAUAGAUGCUUCUUCUCUAACCAUUUCUUCUGAAAGUAUCAGUACACUUAUAGUACCAAGUGAUUCUGUUCUGCCUACUCGAGUAAUGUUCUCUUCUAUCACUGAACUGUUAAGCAGCAUCAGACCGUCCAAGUCACUAGAUAUUUCUGAGAGUGAACUGUUCACCAUACAUCCCUCAUCAAUUGUACCAUCCUCCAUUGAGACCAUAGAUACUUCUGCUGUAAUCAGUCCUACUGAAAGUUUCAGUUCAGGUAUUGGGCAAUCCCCUGUAACAUCAUCGUCUGUGAGCUCAGGAAGCUUGGCAACUUUCACAAUGACAACUAUAUUACCAACUAUAUUGCCAACAUCUGUUGCUGCAUCACUAACACCCUCAGUUAGUCUAGAAUCAACAUCCGUGCUACAAUCAUCAAUGAUAUCAACCUUGACUGUCUCUCCCUCUGUAGUUGAGACAGAAUCAUUAUCACCAAUAAGUUUAAAAUCCACAUCUGUUGUGAUGACAACUUCUGUUGCCAUUUCAACAUCAUGGCUACCAACUUCUAGUUUUCCAUCUACAAGCAGUUUAAUAACACCUUCUCCCAGCUUUAGUCCCACAGUUCAACCGACCUCAAUAACUCCAUCACCUGUACCACCAGAUGAGUACAUACUUACAAUGCAAAUAAGGAUUAUCAAUGGCGAACCUAAUGAUACAACCACUUGGGAAAAAGUUGAGAAUGACUUAGCCAUAUUGUAUGAUCGUGGUAAGCAAAACUUGAUGAUCGAAAGUUCCAGACGUAAACGGGAUGUUGAAAACAACUCAAGUGUAAUGCGAGACAUAUUCAAAGUGGAAUAUUUAAAUGACUACAAUGCAUCACAUCUGAUUGGUACAAAAUUUUCUGAAACUGAAGCAUUUGCUCUCAAGACACUGUAUGAUGGAACAUGGAACAAUUUACAAUAUUCUGAGGAAAUUCGUCACAGACGAGAAGCAGGAGAUAACACAACACCUGCACCUGUAGAUACAGAAGUCACGAUUACUGAUUUGACACCCUUGGGAGAUGAUGAAUUUGAGGUGUUAUUUUAUGUGGUAGACGACGGAACACCUGUACCUGCUACCAAGGCAACUGAAGCCUAUGCUACCAUGACAACCGAGGAGAUGAGUGCGACCCUUGGCCAGGAAGUGACGGCUUCCCCCACGCCAUACCUACAAGAAGAAACAGACAAUACUCUGUGGAUCAUUAUUGGCGUUGUCGCAGGAGUCAUUCUCCUCAUCAUCAUUAUCAUCAUUAUCUAUUGUUGCUGGAAGAAAAAAUGCUGCAAAUCUGGUAAAGAUGAAAUUGCAUCAGAUUCAAAAACGAAGACACAGAAAAAGGGAAUGACUGACAAGACGACUAGUAUAGACAUGGCUGGUCUGCGUAUCGACAUCGAAAGAGGCGAGAUUAUCACCACAAGCACCAAUCUAAAUAAACACAAACCCAAAACUAACGGUCAUGUGCAGGAGACAUCAAUUGACAAGGAGUUCUUAGAAGAUGCUAAUGCUAUUCCAAAGAUGGAUAGAACUGAUAAAAUCAGCUUAAUUUCUGAAUCUGGUGAUGGUGACAGUCUAAGUAUCAAAGCACGGAGAAUAGAAGAUAUGCCAGCAGACAGAAGACCAAGAUCCUAUGGUGGACUCACUACACCUGUGAAAUUAGUCAGCUCUUAUGAGAGCUUGUCUUCACUUGUCAGCAUGGAGCAGGAAGGUCCCGACAGAGAUGCAGGACUGUUUACCCAUGUUGCACUCAUGAAUAAGAUUGAUGAGGAUGCAGAGGGGAAAACGCCACCUGUACGAUUUAAACCAAGUUUACAACCUGAGGAAGAUGGCAUGUUGAAUCUCGCUAAUCUACCGUCAUUGCAACAAACGCCACUAGUCAUGAGUAUGGAUGACGAUACCAAGCAAAUACGAAUGAUGAAAGCAGCUGGUGUUCCAAAGAUUUGGUACAAGACUAAAAAAGACUUAGAUCCAGAACAGUUAAAGGAAGAAAUAGAAAAAUGGAAGUUAAAAAGAAAGGAAAAGGAGAAGUUAAGAAAAGAAAAAGAAAAAAAAAGAGCAGAGCGAAGGAAACGACGAGAACAAGGACUGCAGGGGGUUGAUAACCCAUCUCGGGAAAUUGAAAGAGAGGCUUGGUUGGCGGCACAACCUGAGCUUGAAGCUAUCUUGGGUGAAGACCCCAGCCCAGCUACAAAAAAGUAUUUAAGGCGCAUGCAAGAAUCCCACAGUGACCGUUGGAAGAAACACCCACACAAAGCGAUGCCAUCAACGACCAUACCAAAUGCUGAAGCACCACAGUUUAAUGUGAAAAAACUUGGUCGUAAUAUGCGCGCCAAACCUAACAAAGUAUCGGCAGACACCGUGGCACAACCAGGUCAAGAGAACGUACAGUUACUGAAUGUCCGACCAAUUGGUACUAUUCCACGUGAGGGAGCAUACUGGGGUGAAACUGUUGACGUACCGGUGUAUGCUGCAGUACCAAUGCAAUCAGACUACGCUUGGAUGCCACAGGUGACUGACCUUGGUGGUUCUCAGCAGUUGCCACAACAAUAUAUGCAGCAACCGUUGCCACAACAGUAUAUGCAACAAGAGAUUCCACUUCAACAGAUGCCACAACAGAUGCAACAGCAGCUGUUCCAACCAGUGGAUACACACCCUAUUUAUCAAGAACAACUAGAGCUGCAGAGACUACAAGAUGAGAUGGAGAACCAGAGGCGGAGGGAACAAGAAAAAGCUGAGAUCAAUCGACUAUUGGAUGAGGCAUUCUCAUUAACUAAUACCCCACUGCCAAUAUCGCAGGGAUUUUCACCUUCCUCCGGGAUAGAUAUUUCGCCAAGAUCAGGGUCGUCAGGUAUAGCACCCGGAAUUAUAUUAGAUCCGGCAUCUUUGGAAAGGACGCCUAAAAAUCCAUCCAUGAUUCCUGGUGCAGUGUCAACUGGAAACAUCUUCCCAAAUCAGAUAGGUUCUCUUCCUAGAUCAGGUUCUUAUUCUGAUAAUAAUUUUUCACAUCAGUUUGGAAUGCCAACGACUGAUGUUGGAUACACUCCUCUUGGAAGUGUGCCCAGACAAUCGAUGUUUCCGCAUCAGCAACAAUCUCAGAAUAUUUUCCCUGUGCAACAAUCACCAAUGCUACAAAGGCAUCAGCCGCUCAUACAACCGCAACCACAGUAUGGAACAGCAGCGCCCCAAAAUGUGAGUCAGGGAUUGGCAGGUCGAAGGUCACUCAACCCUGGGGCAGAGCAACUUGAGAGAGAGAAUGCCUCUUUGAGUGAACAGUUGAGAUUGCAGCGACUUCAAUUAGAUAACACCUUAUCUGAACUGGGACAGGCUCAAAGCAGACUGCAACACUUGGGUGAAGGUAGUUCAUCUAGGGACUCGCCAUUAUCACAUUUGUCAAGGCUCCAGAGAAAAGUGGCUCCAGCAGCCUCUCUCUACAGACCUGAGGAAUUAGCGGGGCCUGCUGAAGGUUGGUCGACGACUAAAGGACACAGAGGCCCAGAUGGACGUACUUCACUUACAGACAGUAUUAUUUCAAGUUCUCAACCACAUGGCAGUGGUUCAACAAGGCACCAAUCAGCUGAAAGACAAAGGUCACCAGUCAGCAGUAAAGGUGAUGAUGUCAUUACUGAUGGACAGGAGGGUUCAGGAAGAUCCAGAUCUUCGUCAUCGGGAAAAGAGCCGCACCUGACCUCCGCCAGUAUUCCAGGUGUCUCGUCAUCAGACACAUUAACAAGGGAACAAAGAGAAGCAAUCAUUCAAGGCAUGAAAAAUUAUGAAGUCUGA